AUGCUCUUGCUUGACUAUCAGAACGUUCUAAUUCAGUCUGUUCUCAAGGAACGAUUCGCAAAAGAUGCCCCUCCCGCUUCCAUUGACCAGACAGUUUCCGACUUCGAUGGCGUAACUUUCCACAUCUCGACUCCCGAAACGAAGACAAAGAUUCUGUUGUCAAUUCAAAUAAGAUGCUUCCGAGACUUGGUCCAGCACGGCGCUGAACAAGUCCUCCAGCGCGAAUACGGCGACUACGUAACCAGCACCGAACCAGGCUAUGAUUUCUCCGUUCUGAUUGAUGUGGAAGGGGUCACGGGCGAGAAGGAGGAACGCGAUGCAUUGGCACUCAAGUUUGCCCUGCUGAAGCGCAAUGCUAUGGCUGCGCCGUUCGAGGCUGCGUACGAGGAACACUACCAGCUCAAGGAGGAGGCUUCAAAAUUCUCUUCCGAGGAGGCUCCCAAGGGCGUUCUGGAAGGAGGGCAGGUCAAGGCGAUCCACUACCGUGAGGAGGAAGCCAUCUACGUCAAGGCGAGCCACGACAGAGUCACGGUGAUGUUCAGCACCAUCUUCCGCGAGGAAACUGACAGAGUAUUUGGAAAAGUCUUCAUCCAAGAGUUCGUGGACGCAAGGCGGAGGGCUAUCCAGAAUGCGCCUCAGGUGAUGUUCAGAAACGACCCGCCUCUGGAACUACAAGGUGUGCCUGGGAUCAAGACGACAGACGGAGAGAAGGUUGGCUACGUCACAUUUGUGCUCUUCCCUCGCCAUUUGACGCCUCAGCGUAUGGAAGAUGUAAUCUCGCACAUUCAGACGUUCCGCGAUUACUUCCAUUACCACAUCAAGGCCUCGAAAGCUUACAUCCACUCCCGAAUGCGCAAGCGCACAGCCGACUUUCUUCAAGGCAUUGUUGCGCCGCGCUCGACCCGAGAACGAAGAGAAGGAAAGGAAGACAGCCAGUGGAAGAACAUUCAAGGUCCAGGGGAUUUGAUUGCCAGUUUUUGCUACAGCUGCGACAGGCGCGCUCGGUUUGGGCAAGUCAACGGCACUGCGCCCGCAUGGUCGAUCAAGACCAUGGUAUGGCCUUUCGAUUCGACGAAGACUCCAAAGGAUGCCGAGUCGGCAGAGCGAAAGCCGGUCACAUGGGUUGAGUCCGUGAACGACCAAAAUCAGUUCCAGGCUGCUAAGGAAUGGGCACCCGUCGUGCUCUUUUCGCUGGCCAGUCUUGGUGCACUCCAGCUUUACGUCAACUUUCUUCGUCGCAUCCCGGGCGCCGGCUACGUACGCCCCGACUACUUCCACAAGCGGAGCAUCUACGGCCGGGUCACCAGUGUGGGUGAUGGCGACAACUUUCACUUGUUCCACACGCCUGGAGGCAGAGCUGUUGGAUGGGGAUGGCUGAGAAAGGUCCCUGAGGGUAGGAAAGACCUCAAAGAUCGGACUAUCUCUGUGCGAAUCGCUGGCAUCGAUGCACCCGAAUGCGCCCAUUUCGGCCGUCCAGCCCAACCCUACUCGUCCGAAGCCUUAGAAUGGUUGCGAGGCUACAUUCUGCAUCGCAACGUGCGGGCCUAUGUCUACAAGAAAGACCACUACGACCGGAUCGUUGCCUCGGUGUUCGUUAGGCGAUGGCUCCUACGACGAAACGUGGGGCUGGAAAUGGUCAAGGCAGGACUUGCGACGACAUACGAGGCGAAGUCGGGCGGUGAAUAUGGCGGUAACAAAGCUGCACUGGAAAAGGCGGAGGCAAGGGCGAAGAAGAAGAAGCUAGGCAUGUGGUCGGUUACGAAGAAGGACUUUGAAAGCCCUCGCGACUACAAGACCAAGUGGCAGGGCAAAUAA
Molecule: messenger RNA, 1815 nt
Organism: Emericellopsis cladophorae
Lineage: Eukaryota; Fungi; Ascomycota; Sordariomycetes; Hypocreales; Bionectriaceae
Product: cellular morphogenesis protein
Exons: 7
Coding region: 1-1815 (604 amino acids)
Biological process (GO): Arp2/3 complex-mediated actin nucleation; actin filament polymerization
Cellular component (GO): actin cytoskeleton; Arp2/3 protein complex
Molecular function (GO): actin filament binding; structural constituent of cytoskeleton
Source: RefSeq, a predicted model, not a curated record